Messenger RNA from Echinops telfairi (small Madagascar hedgehog), 945 nucleotides. RefSeq names its product olfactory receptor 52B4-like. Bases 1 to 945 code for a protein of 314 amino acids. Gene Ontology annotation, biological process: G protein-coupled receptor signaling pathway. The record is from RefSeq and is a predicted model, not a curated record. Gene Ontology annotation, cellular component: membrane. The transcript has a single exon. Gene Ontology annotation, molecular function: G protein-coupled receptor activity; olfactory receptor activity. Lineage: Eukaryota; Metazoa; Chordata; Mammalia; Afrosoricida; Tenrecidae.
AUGGCUGCCUUGAACCACACUGGGGUUAGCCACAAAGUCUUUCGCUUGCUCGGCAUCCCUGGCCUAGAGGACAAGCACAUGUGGAUCUCCAUGCCCUUCUUCAUUUCCUAUGUCAUUGCCCUGCUUGGAAACAGCCUGCUCAUCUUCAUCAUCCUCACCAGGCGCAGCCUCCAUGAACCCAUGUUCUUCUUCCUCUGCAUGCUGUCUGGAACAGACAUCGUCCUCUCCACGAUCACAGUACCUCAGGCCUUGGCCAUCUUCUGGUUUGGUGCAGGGGAGAUCUCCCUGGCUCGCUGCAUCGCUCAGCUCUUCUUCAUCCAUUCCACCUUUAUCUCUGAGUCCGGGAUCUUGCUGGUGAUGGCAUUUGACCGCUACGUUGCUAUCUGCUACCCACUGAGAUACACCGCUAUUCUAACAAGCAGCCUGAUUGGGAAGAUUGGCAUAACUAUCUUUCUCAGAAGUUACGGCACAAUUGUCCCCAUCAUAUUUCUUUUGAAAAGACUGACUUUUUGCAGAAAUAACGUUCUUCCACACACUGGUUGUGAGCACAUUAUCUUGGCCAGAUAUGCCUGUGAUGACAUCCAUGUGAACAUCUGGUAUGGAUUUUUUGUUCUUAUGUCAACAGUGGUCUUAGAUGUUAUGCUCAUUUUCAUUUCAUACAUGCUUAUUCUGCAUGCUAUCUUCCGCAUCCCUUCCAAAGAUGCUCGUCACAAAGCUCUCAACACAUGUGGCUCCCAUGUCUGUGUCAUCACCCUCUUUUAUGGGCCCGGGAUCUUCUCAGUCCUCACGGAGCGGUUUGGACGCCACAUCUUACCCCAUAUUCAUGUCCUGCUGGCCAAUGUCUGCAUCCUGGCUCCACCCAUGCUGAAUCCCAUCAUUUACGGGAUCAAAACCAAACAGAUUCGGGACCAGGUGAUUCAUGUGUUGUUUCCAAAAGAGAUAUGA